Messenger RNA from Paramecium pentaurelia, 1634 nucleotides. The record is from the annotation of a GenBank genome assembly. Lineage: Eukaryota; Ciliophora; Oligohymenophorea; Peniculida; Parameciidae.
AUGAAAUUAUCAAUUCGCAGAUCCUUGCACCUUCACAAACAUGAUUGGCAAGAAAAUAGUGACAAUAUUUCUAUUGACAGUCUAUAAAGUAAAUCAUGACUUAACAUUUAUGAAGAUGUUCAAUCAGAAAUCCUAAAUGAAGAACCCAGUCCAUUCUCACUUCCAAUAUUUCUAAUACCAUUAAUCUACGCAACAUUUAUCCUUAUUCUUAUGAUUCAAGUGUACCAUCAAUAGCAACCUUAAAAAGAUCCAUCCAGUGCUUCUGCCACCUUGAAAACACUACAAGAAAACCUAGCUUCAUCACCAAUCCUUGAUAUUCAAAAUACCAUUCAAAUUAAUAGACUCCAUAGACAUUAUUAAAGUUGUCCAUAUGGAUUUGAAAUUACUACUAUAGGCACUUGGGAAGGAGUCAAUUCAGGUAUUAAGAAUGAUAUUUAAAUAGGUUGUUUAUGUUCAAAUGGAGAAUUAAAAGAAAGAUCCUAUUGUUUUACUCAUUUCAAAUCUGAUUGUUAGAGUGUUCCUUAUUAUAAAGGAUAACAAUUCUAAUAUUGGAAAGGAGAAAUGUUAUGUGUUGAAUUUGCAAAGAAAUGGAAAUGGGUAGGUAAUUAGGAAUGUCCAUCUAAUUACUAUAAAUGUGGUGCUGGUAUAUGUAUAUCAUCAUCAAAUUCAAAAUGUCCACUUACAGAUUUAAUUGAAACACAAACAUAAACUGAAAAAUAGAUUAAAAUUGGGUCAAAAUAUUUUAAUAAGUACCGUAACGGUUCAACUCCAUUAAUUAAUUUUUAAAUUGUUCCUGGUGUUCAUCCUAAUUCAAUGUGUUUUAAUUCAAAAGUAUAACCAAAAUUUUAAAGUGGUAAAUAUUAUCCGUUAGCGAUUGUUCCUGAAAAGGGCUGUGAUAAAUAUGGAAAUACAUUUAAUUAUUCAAAAAUCAUUGAUUCAGAUUAUUAAUUAAAUGUAUAUGAUGACAAUGAUUUCACUAAUUUUUAAAGCAUACCAUACUUUUUAGAUUAUAUUGAUAGCAUUGAUACUUAUACCUUAUAAUUAAUGAGUAGAAUAACAAUUAAUUCAACAAAUCCAGAAUGUAAUAUUGUAGAUCCAGAUAGUAUAAAAAAGAUGAGAUUACAAGGAGAGAUUAUUAAUUCUUAUAGUAGAUAUGUGAGCAAAAUCUCUUUAAUUUUAACAACUGUUUUAUUAAUAACAUCUUUAUUGUUUUAUUUACUAAGAGAUGUAAUAUUCAUAUCUAUUGAUUUUACUAAAUUUUAACAUAUUGAAUAUUAAUUGAUAAUAACGUUUAUCCUAUGCAUGAGUAAUAUAGCAUUGGGCAUAAUUUAUUAUACAUAAGCUGAUGGUUUAAAAGGAAUUGAUGGUUAGAAUAGAAUAUUUCAUGAAUAUCAAAAAUAUAAUUGUUUUACAGAUGAAGGGAUUACAAUUGUAUUUCUAAAAAAUAAUGAUUAUAGGCUGUGAAAGAAGUAAUAACAUUUGCAGAGCAUUCAUAUUUAAAUACAGAACCACUUGUAAAGGGAUGUUUCUUUGGUAGUAUAUUUUUCAUAGUAAUAAUAACAAUUUUGUUAUUUCUAUAAUAUAAAAAAGUUUAGUAAUUCUUUAUUAAACCUUGGAAAAUAAAUCAAAAUUGA